AUUUUUUGUGGCACCCAUUACAGUGCCGCGUGGAUUGUUUUUCUUGCGGCGUUCUGUCAAGUUGCGAGAUAAUAAUCUGACACUUUGCAAUGCGAAGUGUUUGCGAUAUUAUUAAAACAUGGGUUUCUUGGAGGAUACAUUCGUGAUUCUAAUUACACAGGUCAUCUUCUUCUUAGGAGGAUGGGUAUUCUUUGUAAAAAAAUUGUUUCGAGAUUACGAAGUUCAUCACAGAUUAGUACAAUUAAUUUUCUCAACAACAUUUUCAUUAUCUUGUACCAUGUUUGAGCUAAUUAUUUUUGAAAUAGUAGGAGUCCUUGAUUCCAGUUCCAGAUAUUUUCAUUGGAAUGCUGGCCUCUAUAUGCUCUUGUUUAUGGUAAUCGUUGUGAUUCCAUUUUACAUAGCAUACUUUAUUAUCAGUAACAUUAGAUUUGUAAGAUUGAAAUUAAUAAGGCCAUUAACAGUCAUUGUAUAUCUCUUUUAUCUGUAUUUGUUUUGGAAAGUGGGAGAUCCAUUUCCUAUUUUAAGCCCAAAAAAAGGCCUACUCUCCAUUGAACAGGGUGUUAGUAGAAUAGGCGUAAUCGGAGUUACUGUUAUGGCACUCUUAUCGGGAUUUGGUGCUGUAAAUUAUCCGUAUACCUCGAUGGCUUAUUUCAUGCGGCCUGUUACAUAUGCCGAUGUACAAAGCAUAGAGAAACGAUUGCUGCAAACAAUGGACAUGAUUGUCGCCAAAAAAAAGAGAAUAGCAUUAGCCAAGAAGGGAGAAGUUGUGGGACAGACAGAAGCACGAUCUAGACUGUGGGGCAUGUUAGGACCUUUAAGAGUGGUUAAAAGUAAUCAAGAAAGUAUAAAACAGUUACAAACAGAAGUAACGGCAUUAGAAGAAAUGUCUCGACAAUUGUUUUUGGAGGCACAUGAUAUUCAAAAUGCAAGAGAACGUUUAGAAUGGGCUGCCACUUGGCAAGGAAAAUAUUUCAAUUUUUUAGGGUAUUUUUUCUCUGUCUAUUGUACUUGGAAGAUAUUCAUUUCGACAAUUAAUAUAGUGUUCGAUCGCGUGGGCAAGAAGGAUCCCGUAACCAGAGCAAUCGAAAUUGCUGUUCACUGGAUGGGAUUUGACAUCGAUGUUACGUUUUGGUCGCAACACAUAUCAUUUUAUCUUGUUGGCUGUAUUGUCUUAACAUCAAUUCGCGGUUUAUUAUUAACCCUCACAAAGUUUUUUUAUGCUAUAUCAAGUAGCAAAUCAUCGAAUAUUAUUGUACUUAUACUUGCUCAAAUAAUGGGUAUGUAUUUCGUAUCCUCUGUACUUCUAAUGCGAAUGAAUAUGCCUGCGGAAUAUCGUAUUAUAAUAACACAAGUUUUAGGGGAAUUGCAAUUUAAUUUUUAUCAUAGAUGGUUCGACGUGAUCUUUUUGGUAUCCGCAUUAUCAUCGAUAGUGUUUUUGUAUUUAGCUCAUAAGCAAGCACCAGCAGAACGUGAUUAAUUUAAUAAAACAUUUUUUUAACUAAA
Molecule: messenger RNA, 1503 nt
Organism: Hylaeus volcanicus
Lineage: Eukaryota; Metazoa; Arthropoda; Insecta; Hymenoptera; Colletidae
Gene: GPHR
Product: Golgi pH regulator
Exons: 7
Coding region: 119-1477 (452 amino acids)
Biological process (GO): intracellular pH reduction
Cellular component (GO): Golgi cisterna membrane
Molecular function (GO): voltage-gated monoatomic anion channel activity
Source: RefSeq, a predicted model, not a curated record